AGUGCUGUCAUACUCGAGGGUUUACGGUAAAUUGCGUAGCUCAAUAUGUCUGAUGCUUCCUGUUUAUUUUGGGCUUUGACUGCAACUGUCCUAAAUGAAACCUGGGAAUAUAUUUCCCCACUUUCAAUAAAUUAUUCCUAGUAUUUAUAACUCUUUAAAACAAGAUGUCAGUCACCGCCUUACGCCUGAUCCCAUGUCGGAGGCUGAGCUCCACAGGUCCUGGCCUGAAGAAAGUCAUCCCAUGGAAAGACAUUCGCAAAAUCGCUAAAGUAACCGGUGCCAUCGUACUGGGCGGCUGCGUUUUCAUCACGUACGAGGUGACCACGCUGAACAAGGCGGUCACCAUCCACACCCAGGCGAUUCUCCAAGAAAAACAGAAGUCUUAUAUCUACCUAACCCCCAUCACUAAGGUAGAACAGGAGACCCUUGGCACCAAUAUUACCUAUAAAACCAGGAAGGAGCUUCAUAAAGCAGCCAGAAAACUUAUUGAAAUUUCAUCACGAGUCCUUCACCGUCCCCUGGAUGAGCGCUUAAGCCAUCUGGAUGCAGAUCCUCAUGAGUUGGCUCUGUGGGUGUUGCUGAAGAGAACCAGCUCCACCAGUCGGCCAGAGCGCCUGCAGGCCGUACAGGACCUGGCACACAGACCCUGGCAGGAUUACCAGUACCAGACAGCGGCUCAGUCUAUAGACCAGCGCACAGCUAUCGGUCUGGCUCGGACUCCGAAUAUAGACCUGCGUUUCUUCCUUUCCCCACCUACGCUGCCUAAACUGGAGGAUGAGUUUCUAAUCGAGGAUGGUUUGAGGCAGCUCCUGGCCUCUCUGCCUCAGUCAGAGGUGGAUCAGUGUGUGCAGUACUUCACCUCACUGGCUCUGAGAGAGAGCACUCAGUCCCUCGCUUCUCAACGGGGUGGAUUGUGGUGUUUCGGGGGAAACGGACUGCCCUAUGCCCAGAGCCUCACCUCCAUCCCGUCUGAGAAGGUGGAGUCUUUCUGCCUGCAGGCCCUUGUACAGCACUCGAAGGUCCUGAGUCACUGUGAUCACAUUGUGGCCAAUGGAGGACUGCAGCUCCUACAGAGAGUCUACCAGCUUCGACGGGAUUCGCAGAAGAUUCAACGCAACAUUGUGCGCAUCAUCGGGAACCUGGCACUGAACGAGAGCUUACACACAGACAUCGUGCAGUCAGGUUGGUUGCCCGUCCUGGCGGAGAUGGCGCAGUCUCCUCACAUCAUGCAGGCGUCUCACGCCGCCCGCGCUUUAGCCAACCUGGACCGAGACACCGAGGAGCAGAAAUACCAGGAUGGCAUUUAUGUCUUACAUCCGCAGUGUCGCACCAGCCAGCCCAUAAAGGCGGACGUUCUGUUCGUGCACGGCCUUCUGGGAGCUGCUUUCAAAACGUGGCGACAGAAAGACUGUGAUCUGACAGAAGUGGAAAAAUCAGCAGGAAUUCAUGAAGAUUACACCGAGUGCUGGCCUAAGUCGUGGUUAGCGGCCGACUGUCCCAACCUCAGGAUCCUGUCCGUGGAAUACGACACGCAUCUGAGUGACUGGAGGGCCAAGUGUCCGGCUGAAAACCAGAGGAAGUCUUUAGCGUAUCGGAGCGGAGAGCUGCUGAAGAAGCUGAAAGCGGCAGGAGUAGGCGAGCGGCCUGUGGUCUGGGUGGCACACAGUAUGGGAGGCUUGCUGGUGAAAAAGAUGCUCUCAGACGCCUUGAAGGAUCCUGAGCUGAGCUCGUUGGUUAAGAACACCAAGGGCGUGUUGUUCUACAGCGUUCCUCACCGCGGCACCUUCAUGGCCGAGUACUCCGUGAACGUCCGCUAUCUCCUCUAUCCCUCUAUAGAAGUCCGAGAGCUCUGCAAAGACUCUCCAGCUUUACAAGACCUGAAUGAGAAUUUCCUAAACAUCGCAAAAGACAAAGAGUUUAAGAUCCUGAGCUUCGCCGAAACUCUGCCCACGGCUGUCGGCCCCAUGAUGAACGUAUUAGUGGUUUCCGCCGAGUCGGCAGAUCUGGGUCUUGGAGAUCUGAUAGAAGUGUCCGUCGAUCAUCUGAACAUCUGCAAGCCCGAGAAGAAGGACACGUUUCUCUACAAACGGAGCUUGCAGUUUAUUCAGGACGCUCUUGGAGAAGAGAUACUAAACUAAAUGUUUCUUUCCACGUCUUUCUCGGGAAAUCUACAUAACGUAUUAAAAAUAAAUAAAUAAAUAUUAUUAUUAUUAUCAUUAUUAUUGUUAAUAAUAAUAAUAAUAAUAAUAAUAAAUUAAAAUAAAUAAAUAAUAACAACAAUAAUAAUAAUAAUAAUAAUAGUGUCUUUACUCCUACUGAUUGGUUUGGGUUUAUUUUCUGCAAAGAAUCCUGUAUGAUUGUAUGAUUUCAUUUACACUCCAUCCCCAUGUCCUGUAAGAGUUAUUAUUUAUUUUUCUCGACUCUUCCUCCCACACUAAGAACCAGAAAGAAGGAUCACCAUCCUGCUGACUGCCAUCUCUCCAGACUUGAUCUUUACUUCCACUACCUCAAACAAUCCCGAGGGAUUCUACUUCACGAUCAGUAUUUCUGUGUGACUGAUCAGAGUAUUCUUCAGAAGGAGGAUAUAAAGGUUUCAUUUUUUGCCAAAAUGUAUCUCUAGCACUUAAGCACAACAAGUACAAUAAAGGGGCUGUGUGUCAUCUGAUGA
This is a messenger RNA of Hemibagrus wyckioides, 2668 nucleotides long. It is a transcript of the gene serac1, whose product is annotated as serine active site containing 1. NCBI's taxonomy places the organism in Eukaryota, Metazoa, Chordata, Actinopteri, Siluriformes, Bagridae. The transcript has 17 exons. Bases 165 to 2138 code for a protein of 657 amino acids. The record is from RefSeq and is a predicted model, not a curated record.